ACUGUACCUACUGAGCUCAGCUCCUCCGCACGCUCAUUUCAUUUUCUUGGGCAUCAAAUCUUCAUUUCAUCCUCACACUCACAUUCACAUUCACACUCCCCUCACUCUCCUUUAUGCCAUCAUCUACGUGAUACAGGGACUGAAACAAUCCCUUGUUCCUUUGACGUCAACUCACUCAUUUCCAUUUUUUUUUUUCAUUGUUGCCUCGCGGGUUCCGUUCAAAAACCGAGCUCAUGCCAUGGCCAUCUUCGCGUCCUCAGCUGUACGCCUACUCAUCGGCCUCACAGUCGCACUCACCUUCAUCGCCUUCUUCACACCAACAGGCUACAUACCAGACGCCGCGUUAUCAUUCAGGAUGCCAGCUGCACUAAAAAAGCUCGAUGUCUCCAUCACCCAGGAGGAAAAGGAUCCUGUUCUCAUCCGCGCAACCGUCAGGAACAACAAUGACGAGCCCGUCACCAUUCUCAGCUACGGCUCACCCCUGGACCCCUUGGGCAUCUCUCUUGGCAUUCUCUACAUCACACCAAAGGGCGACAGCAAACCACUUGAUAUCAUGCAGAUUGAAGCAUCACGGCUCUGGCCGCCUGCUGAUGAUGCUCUAAUUGAGAUUCUGCCUGGCCGAGCGGCAAUUUGGGAAUUUACCCUCCAGGAACCUGUUGUUCCGAUGGACAAGGUUUUUGAGGGGGCGACGGUGCAGCUAAAGGGGAUGUGGAAUGCUGUGUGGACAAAGGAGAAGAAGAAUGUGGACUACACAUCAUUCGCGGAGGGCACACCAGCAAACGAAACUCUAACAGGGCCAUUCAAGUCAAACAUCAUCGACAUUGAAGUCGUAUAGACACGAAUUGUAUCAUCAUCAUCAUUGUUAUUAUUAUUAGGCGUUUGGGGUGGCAGGCAUGAUUAAUUGGUUCACUUGUCGCUACGUUAGAUGACUAGAGUGAUUGACGGGUUAAUUGGGAAGACAAGCAAGGGGCGAAAAUAUUUUUUAUCAGAAUACAUAUAAUCCAAUCCAAUCCAACCCAACCCAACAAGUAAAGCAAAG
This is a messenger RNA of Fusarium verticillioides 7600, 1039 nucleotides long. RefSeq lists its product as hypothetical. NCBI's taxonomy places the organism in Eukaryota, Fungi, Ascomycota, Sordariomycetes, Hypocreales, Nectriaceae. The coding region runs from base 239 to 835 and encodes 198 amino acids. The transcript has a single exon. The record is from RefSeq and is a predicted model, not a curated record.